This is a messenger RNA of Actinia tenebrosa (Australian red waratah sea anemone), 16260 nucleotides long. RefSeq lists its product as uncharacterized. Gene Ontology annotation, biological process: microtubule-based movement. Gene Ontology annotation, molecular function: dynein light intermediate chain binding; ATP binding; minus-end-directed microtubule motor activity. The record is from RefSeq and is a predicted model, not a curated record. Lineage: Eukaryota; Metazoa; Cnidaria; Anthozoa; Actiniaria; Actiniidae. Gene Ontology annotation, cellular component: dynein complex.
UAAACAAUAUGGCGGAUGGUUGGCUUUUGGUUGCUAUAAAGCUAAAGUUAUCCGUAUAAUUGGAUUACUUAAAUAGAACUAUUCAAUUCAUAACCAUGUCUUGAAAAAGUUCGAUAACAACAGAAUCAUGGAGCUUGAUGAAAGACUUAGAUGGAUAGAAACGAGGGUGACUUCAUCUCUUAAACCUAGAGCAGAGGAAGUCAAACAUUUGUUUACCAAUGAAGAGAGCAGGACUGCUAUGUUUGAGUUCUGCAACAAUGAAGAGGUCAAAAACUUGUUUAUUUUCUCGCUAGUCCCUCCUGGAGGGGGUCUUGUUGCCUCACUAGUACCCCCUCAGACUGUAAGAGAGAAGGCCAUGUUCUUUUUAAAGUCUCACAGUACAGGAAAAGUGAUGCGAGAUAACAUCAUGGAUGAAGUUGCCUUCUGCGACUGUUCUAACAAGCCAUUGAAUCACCUUAGCACUUUGUUAAGGGAUGUUUACCUACCACUUCUAAGCAUUGAGAUGGGUGGAGGUGUCAGUGCUGACAAACUGAUGGAUUUAUUGCAUCGCCUUGCAGCAAACAUGGAGGUCACAGAGGGUUCUGUUCAGGAUCAAGUUAUUCUUCCACUUCCAUCAAUUGAGGUACUUUCUGAGGCUGCAGCUUACAGCAGCAGACGACCAGCUGUCAUCCAUGUGCUAGAGACCACAGUUAUUCAUUGGAUUAAACAAGUCAAGGCAAUACUGAAAAUUGACCCAGAAGUUGAAAUUGCCAGAAGAUUUGGUCCCAAACCUGGGCCACUAGAUGAAAUUGAGAUGUGGUCAGAACAUUUGGAGAAGAUCAGCAACAUCAGUGAGCAGUUGUGCUCUCAUGUUGCACUGAACAUCAUUAUGAACCUUGAAGAUGCGCACAGCACAUAUUCACAGUCCUUUCAUUUAGUGAAGAAAGAAAUAGCAAAGGCUGAGACAGAAGCUAAUGAUAAUCUCCAGUUCUUGAGUACAUUGAUGCCAUGGUUUGAACAGCUUCAUCAUUCCACAAAGUCUAAAGAGAUGGUUGAACUUUUCUCACCCUUAAUGCACACCCUCUUCCUUGUUUGGGCUCAUUCAAGGUACUAUCAUGAAACCAAGAACUUCAUCAGACUACUGACUAUGCUAUCUAAUGAGGUUGUUGCUAGAUCAAGGUAUCUUGUACGACAAAACGUUCUGGAAAAUCUAGCUGAAUCUUACAGCAGCUUGAAGGACUCUCUUCGAGUGUGUGCAGCAUUCAGGGGAUGUUACCUGGAUAAGAAAGACAAGGCUGAUGACCUGAACAAAAAGAAACUAGCAGAACAAAUUGGAACAAAUGUUGAUAGUGGUGGUAUCAUAUGGCACAGUAAACUUUACAUCGAUAGCAUUACUCCCAAAGCUGGCAAACUGUUCUUGCGUACCGACCAUCUUACAGACAGCAUGAAUGAUCUAGCGGCAGAACUGUGGACAGACUCGCCCUGGCCACCUCGAAAUCACCCAAGUUUCAUUAGUUUGAAUAACUUUAUGGAGCGUUGUAAUGAUGYUCUUGAGUUGGUUCAGACAACAAGACACUUUGAACUUCUGACGUGUACAGCUGAGGUUGGGGGUGCUGGUGGAGAUGGGCUAGAUUGUCUUGUACGAGAAAUACAUGGCAAAUUUGCACAAGCUAUUAAAUCCUUCAAAGAAGUAACACAAGACGUGCUGGACGUUGACAAAACACGACACUUUGAGAGAGAUUUCUUUUUAUUUCGAUCCGUGACAAGGGAUCUAGAGUUCAAUUUAGCUGAUGUGUUGCGGCAGAGCUUCAAGCAGUGUUGGGAUACCAGAGCUAGACUACGUCUUCUUGAAGUGUUCGAAGGGAUAAGUGGAAGAGAAAUGGUCCAGACAAAUCUCAAGGAUAUCUUCAGCAACAUGGUCAAAGGUUUUACCGAUGAUUUGAUUCAAGUGAGGUCAUUUUUCCAACAACAUUUAAACAACCCGCCAUCACACCCACACCUCCCCCCUGUGGCGAGUAAAGUGCUUUGGCUCAGAGGGCUGAAAUUACACAUACAGGAGCCUAUGUCUCGACUGAGCCGAGUGUCACCCUCCUCACUGAAGGGGGAUCAAGGAUGGAGAUUGAGAGAUACAUUCACUGAUUUACUCAAAGACAUUGAAAAAUGUGAAUCAGAUUCCCUUCGCAAAUGGCAGAAUGACAUGCAAACAGAGCUGCGAGCCAAACUUAAACAGCCGCUAUUGAUCACAGAUGUAAACUCUACCAGCAAGACCCCAAUGAUCCAGGUCAACUUUGAUCCAGAUCUGUUGUUACUGUUACGAGAGAUCCAUUAUCUGGCCUCGCCACCAUUCAACGUACGCCUACCUGAUCCCGUGCGUGUCUUAUUACGUUCAACUGAUGAUGGUCUGCUGAGGUCAACCGCUGCUCGUCUUGAUACCAUCGUGUCUCGUUACAAUUCCAUCAUAGCAACUAUGGAGCAAUUUGAGAAACCUUUAUUCGAGCAGAAGAUGGCCAAGAUUGAAGAGCUUCUCCACCAAGGUCUCCAUGAGUACUCCUGGAAGACUCUAGAAUCAGCUGAUUUCGUCGAGCAUGCGUCGUUUCUGGUCUGUGAUGACGUGCACUAUAACCUUGGUAUUGUACAAGGUAACUAUCAAGAGAUCUGUAACAUCGCAGGAUCAUGGUCUAUGAAUGGACAGUUGGAUGUGUUUACACCAAGGGAUACCAACACCACACAUUCUAUGAAUGAACUACAUUCACUUCACAGAGAUAUCUACGACAUGCAUAACAACACUAUCAUCAUUGGUGGUAACAGGAUACAUGCUUUGCUUCAGUCUACAUUUGAGGCCGUGCAGAUCAGUCGUGCGUCACCAUCAUGGCAAAGCUACACCCAGUAUGUAAGUGACGUCAUACUUGCAGGUCUAAAAGAAUCAACACUGACGUCACUACAGUCAAUGCUGAACCAGAUCGUUCACUUCAACCUUACUAGGGACAUAUCCGCUCUUCCCAUCCUGACUAUUCGCCUAGAGCUGGUUGGGCUUGAAGUGACGUUUAACCCAACCCUGGAUGACCAUUCAGCUUCUCACAGCGUCCAGGAGUUUGUUAACGGCUGGUUACAAGACUUUCUUAACAGAGGUGAUCUUGUUACUCCUGUUGAUAGCCACAGAAAGACAUUCAAGGCGGCAAUCAGUGAAGAUCAAAACAUACAACGUUUUGCUCAGCAAAUAACAGAAGUAGUUGAACAAAAUGCCGAAGAAUGCAAGGAGAUUCUUGCUACGUUCCGUGAGUACGCAUUUCUAUGGAUGCAGGAUGUUCAGAGGACAUUUAAAGAAUUCUUAGCUGGUAACAUCGUUGCUCAUCCUCGUAAGAUGAACCGUUCCGAAGCUAUUCGAUCCAGGGCGUCACAACACUCGGGGAAAUCCAAGAAAGACAGAGAAAAAGAUGUCAGAAGUUCAAGUCGAACAUCUGCUGCAGCAUCAACCCUCAGUACGAGCGGUGCUAUGGGUUUGUCAGAGAAAACCUUCCUUAAUCCAAAGAAGCUAACAUCACUGAAGGAAGUUAAAGAGGAUAAUGCUCCUUCCCUUGAUGACUUUGACAGAGAGAUCGAGAUUUAUCAGACAUCAAGAGACGAGAUCAGUGCACUACAAGACUGGUGUGAUAUUGGCUGGAUGCGCGUCAACAUGAGGCCCAUUAAGCAGGUUCUGGGCACAUAUGCAAGCAAAUGGAUGUUCGUCUACACCAAGCACCUCUCUGAUCAAGUCUCCACGACUUUAAAUGACCUGGAUUCGUUUUUGAAAAGAAUAGAGCCUGGUAUCGAAGCUAUUACUGGUCAAGAGCGAGAUAUUGAUUCAUUCAUGCGUUUAAUGAGAGUCUUCAACGAGGUCAGUACACAGCAGGCUGAAAUGGACAGCAAGUUUAUAGCAAUGAAGAGAACCAUCUCUCUCUUAGAGAAAUAUGGACAAAAACUACCAGAUAUGACGCAGAAGUUCUACGCAGCUGCACCUCAGAGGUGGAAUAGUCUGAAGAUGAAAGUAAACAAAGCUAAACAACGACUUGGGCCCAGGAUACAGGCUGAAGCUAACAGCGUAACUCAGCAACUCAAAGCAUUCGGUGAUCGUUGUGAAGCUCUUUCCCGCCAGUUUUCAACAUCAGAAGCGUUCCAGCGUACCUGUGCUAUCUAUGCAGCAUUUAAUCUCAUGGAUGCUUUUGAAAAGAAGCUGAUAGCUAUGGAAGGCGAAGCUCAGGACCUCAUUGAACUGCAGGAACUUUUUGAAAAAGUCGUGGUAAACUUCUCCAUACUUCCCCAGUUGCGUACCAACUUGGAAUGUCUUCGACAAGUAUGGAACACGUACCGUGCUGUACAAGAACAGCAUACUGAAUGGAAGCGAGGCAGAUGGCAGCGGAUUAACACAAGACUCAUGCGCAAAGCUACUGAAGCCCAGCUUGAUGUUGUACGUGCUUUACCCAGUGAUGCUCAUGAAUGGGACGUUUAUCAAGGGAUGGAAGACUCUAUCUGGGAUAUACAGGCUUGUUUACCAAUAAUCGAUGAUUUAAGCAAGUCAGCUAUGCGUCCUCGUCACUGGAAGCAGUUAUUACGUCUUGCUGGUGGUGUUAUACAGAUCAGUAAUGAAGGUCUGACGCGUAUGACAUUAGGACAGCUACUGGACCUUGGAUUACACAAUCACGCCGAGGAGGUUCGUGGUAUUAUACAAAGAGCUACGAAGGAUGUGGCGAUUGAGAGUUCACUAAAGACCUAUGAAGAAGUGUGGCUAAGUAAAAUCUUUGAGGUCAGACCGCAUACCCGGUACAAGAGACCAAGCUCUUCUGCUGCAGGAGUCAAUCAAGAUAACACAGGCAGUGAGUUCGGUAAAGAUUCUGAGUUUGAGAUGCAUGGUCAUCGAGGCAUUUCUAGUCGGGUAUCAGUGACUAGCCAUGGUAGCGGUGGGUUCAGUAUUAAGGAGAGUAAGACAAGAAGAACAUCAGUAGCAUCGGCUACAUUCUCACAGUCACUCAUCAAUCUCACUCAGGAUAACGGUCCUGUCUGUCUCUUGGACAACUGUGAUCCAAUAUUCGAAGAGCUUGAAGAUCAUCAGGUUUCAUUGCAAAAUAUGUUGAAUGGAAGCUCAGCAGGAUCAUUCGCUGAUGAUAUAAUGAAAUGGCAGAAGAGAUUACAGACUAUAGAAGCUGUGUUAACCGUCUGGCUGCAAGUACAAGAAAAAUGGAUCGAACUUGAAGAAGUAUUCACAAGCCUGGAGUUUCGUAUCGCUAUGCCACACGAGACGAAUCUCUUUUCAGCCGUCAAUAGAGACUUCAGGAUCCUAAUGAAAGCUACUGAGAAAAAUCCCAAUGUACUUCAAGCUUGCUCGAGAACAAAUAUCCAAACCAAGCUUGAGAAGCUAAACAUGAAUUUACAGCAGUGCUGGAAGUCUCUCUUGUCCCACCUGGAACGCAGACGUCAGAAGUUUCCUCGAUUCUAUUUCUUAUCUCAUGAAGACGUCUUGCACGUAGUAUGUAAUGGAUACGAUCCAGGAUUGGUGAAUCCAUAUCUCUUCAAAGUUCUUGAACAUCUUGGUUGCCUUGGUUACGAGGAGUUUGAAGCUGAAGGUCAGAGAUAUUUUCAAAUCACGGAUGUAGUGAGUACCCAUGGUGAAAGGCUGGCUCUAAAGCAGCCUGUAAUCUGUGAUGGUCCAAUCGAUGGCUGGCUGACAACCCUUAUCAACACCAUAAAACAGACUCUCACUGAACAGCUCAUAACUGUGAUUAACACAACUCAAGCUGACCAACCAAACCAAACUACAGAAAAUGAUACCGAUAAAACUGACGUGUCAGUCAGGUCUGAAGAGAUGUUGAAACCCUUCUUGUCAUUGGAGAAUUGUUGUCAAGUUGUUCUUCUUGCUGUACAAAUUCACUGGUGCAGGAAAGUUGAGGAGGCAGUUGGUAAAGUUGUUACGGGCGACAAAACGGCUCUCAAGGAAGCUCUUGAUACCUUGACAGAGACAGUAUGGACCUUGGCCAAGAGAAUGAGAGGAGCUGAAGUAGACGAGGUCAAAGAUGGCAGACAAACAAGCACUAGUAUUGACGGGAACAUUGCARAUGAAUAUCAAGAAGGAAAGAAAAGUCGUAAUACUAGUGUGACUCCAGAUCGAACACCAAGCGCUAUUGAUAUUGACGGCCGGUCUGACAUAUCUGGUUCAUCAGGAAAGGCAGCAGACAAGAUUGAAUCUGUACCUACUAAUGACAAUCAACAAGAUAAAAAGAUGACUAAGGUUCAUCUGAGUCCAAGCCAGCUGCAGAAAAUGAGCAAUUUGAUUACAAUAAUUUCCCACAAGAGAGAGUUAGUGCAGCAGUUGGUAACAAAGCUUCAAGAGGGGACAGAUAUCCAGAGCAUGGAAGACUGGUUUGCAUGGCUGGCGCAUGCGCGUUAUAGCUGUACGAAAGAGAACCAGAUGUGCAAGGCUGAUAUUCUGGACAUGCAGUUUGAGUACGGGUUCGAGUACCAGGGUACUGUCUCUAGACUUGCCAUCAGUCCACUCACUGAUAAAUGUCUUGUGGGUCUAGCAAAGGCUGUAAAAGCUAAUGCUGUGGGUCUGUGCACUGGAAUACCCGGAUGUGGUAAAACAGAAACAGUCAAGGAAUUAUCUCUGAUUGCUGGCUAUCCUUUAUACUCCUUCAACUCUUCCAAGAGUCUCACUCGUGGAAUGCUGGUUGAUAUAUUCAGGGGCGUAGCAAGUUCUGGUUCGUGGGUGUGUUUCAACAACAUCUCGUCCAUCACUCCUGUAGUCAUSUCAAUCCUCACACAACUCCUUCAAGUCAUACACGAUGGUCUACAUGCUAAUAAAGCCACCGUCAUCAUCCAGCWAGAAGAAGUCCCUCUGAUGGCUGAUGCAGCUUGUUUUGCCACCUUAACAAACUCGAUAAGCAUURAAUACCCUGAUUACAUCCCAAGCAUUGGGUUCUUUCCAUCCUUCCAGAGCUCGACGUCUGAGCUGCCAAARGACAUCCUAAAUCUUUUCCGGCCCGUUGCACUCAUGGGACCAGAUUGGCUCGUUAUUCUAGAGGUGUGGAUUACAAGUCAGGGUUUCACCAAAGCUUCUKCCAUCUCCUCYAAGAUAGUGUCSUUAAGGGAGCUUUGUUUGGAGUUGUUACCAAGCACAUCCAAGAUACUUACGGGUGAUGCAUCGCGCUGUGUGCAUAAGUGUUCCAGCUGGGGUCUAUUGAGCUUGAAAAGAAUUCUUAUAAGAGCUGGUACUCAUCUUUAUCAAUAUCAGCAAGAAUCUCAAGUCAACACGAUGAAUAACGUCCAUCAAAGAACAACUCCUGAUGAUGGUAGCAGAUCACCUUCACCUAAUGAUGCUACWGAGGCUGUUGCUGCUGUUAAUGAGCCUGUAAUUGGUGGCUCAGAUGAUUCAGGAGAGGGAACGUCAAACAAUACAGAAGAUCAAGAGAUGCUGAGGAUUGAGGAACAAGCAGUUGUACUUGCCUUCAGAGACACCGUUAUGCCACAGCUUUCAGGGAGUGAUGCUAUUAUGUUUGCUACUCUGUUAUCAGACUUGUUCCCUAUAGUGCAGAUACCCAUGAUAUUCGAUAGCUAUGGAGUAAUCAAGGGUAAAAUGGCCCUCAACGAUCCAGUGUCUAAUUUAGAUGAGAUACCAGUAACACCCAAGAUUGGAAACGGUUUGGCUGCUCAAGAUAAACUUGAAGUGCUGRAUGAUAUUGAAUCUGCAAUCAAAGUAGCCACAUCCAAGCUUGGUCUUCAGCCUGGGAUGUCCUUCCAGUCCCGUGUUGUUCAAUUGUCUGAGCUUAUUGCGACACAUCAAGUGGUUUGYGUAACUGGACCAAGURGGUGUGGCAAGACAGAGUGUAUCAAGACGUUGUCUGCAGCAUACAGAGAAAUGGGUCAUCAAGUUAAAACGGAUGUUAUCUGUACUGAGACCAUGGAGAGUGAAGAGUUGCUGGGAUAUGCAGAUCCCUUCACCAACGAAUGGAAGGAGGGUUUACUAGCUGURGCAUUGCGUAAUCACUCAAAACAACUCAGCUUGCAAGAGGCAAGAAACCAGUUAACAAGUAAGCCGCUGAUGAAAUGGCUUCACAUGGAUGGCACGAUCGACUCUACUCAAAUGGACAUCUCGUUUAUCCAAAACACCGGUACCGUGGUGCUUGCCAACRACGAACGUAUCCUYAUUCCCAAGGCUUUGCGCAUUGUAUGGGAGCUCGAGACAUUGGACAACCUUAGUCCAGCGGUGUUAUCUUCACUGGGCAUGCUCGUGUUAAAUUCAUCAGAUGUCAACUGGCCUCUCUUAGUAGAACGCUGGCUGACCAAAAGACCUGAACGUGAAGUAGAAGUGYUAAGAGAGUUGUGUGAUCGAUACAUUGGACCUUCCUUAGAAUAUCUUGCAUCCAAGACAUCCGUCCCCCCGGAGAAAGGUGCACCUCCCGGCCAGAACAARCCCUCACAGYUGCGUCACGUGGUUCYUGUCAAUGAAAUGGGAAUGGUYAAUACUUUAUUGACACUGGUAGAGGCGAUUAUUUCCAACUAUCAAGACUUGAUGCCUGGUGAAUUUGAGAACUAUUUUUGUUACGCCGCCAUGUGGGCAUUUGGAGGGACGUUAGAAGAAAAGCACAGGAAAUACUUUAGCAACUGGUGGAGAAAACAGUGGGUUGACUUUGUGUCUCUAUCAGGCGACGAUGAGGUUUGGAAUUUCUACGUCAAUCCUGACACUCAUGAGUUUUUGAACUGGCGUGAAGCAGUGCCACCUUACGCCCAGACCGCUGCUGAAGGGAUCCCUAACGAAGCUUACGUGCAUACCAUAAAUAAUGAGCGUAUUUCCCAUCUGGUGGGUCUAAUGGCUGACGCAGGUAAACCGGUUUUACUGGUUGGUGAGGAAGGUAGUGGGAAGACUUYAAUAUUACGUCACAGACUGAAGCAACAUGGUGGAGACAUAGGCGAAGUACUUAGCCUARCGGUUUACUGUAACAAGUUUACUACAGGACGUAGUCUUUGGCACGAGGUGUCUAACUGUUUGGAGUGGAAACAUGCUCAUACCUUUGUACCAAAGGGAAACAAAAAACUAACAUGUUUAGUUGACGACUUGAACCUGAGCAAGGUCAGUAACAUUAACWGCCAAUCAGCUUGCGAACUGGUUCGUCAACAUAUCGAUCAUGGAGGUGUYUUUGACCCUGAGACUCAGCAGUGGAAAGAAGUUCGCCACGUGUCUUAUCUCUCGUCAUAUAACCCUUAUACACCACCCACCACACCCAAGCUGAGUAAUAGACUACUACGGCACUUCUCUGUGUUCAACGUGUCUUUUCCAAGCAUCAGCGAACUACACUACAUCUACACGCAGCAACUAGAAAAACAUUUCCUGCUCAAUGUCCUUCAGUCUCAAUCAGGUGGGACAGAUACUUCAUCACAAGGAUCUGGUGAGAGUCAUAUCAAACACACAGGGAUCGGUWAUCACGAUCGAUACAUGAAAGAACUGCUCACUAACCUAACAUAUGUGACGCUGGAACUACAAGACUACCUCCGCACCAUGUACCUACCUACUGCACAGAGAUGUCACUAUAUGUUUACUAUGACAGACCUGACCAUGGUCUUCAGGAAUCUGUGCCUUACUYUGCGACCAGGGUGCUCCCACCACGACCUUUUGUUGUUAUGGAAACACGAGUGUGACUGGGUCUAUGGACGACGAUUAAUCGAUUUGGUUGACAAGGAUCGUUAUCAACAAGCAUUCUUGACUGCAGCGAAAAAAAGACUGUCAAGCGAAGAACAGCUGUCUGUUGUCAGUGGAUCAACACCUUUCUUCACAAACCUCAUCGACCUUGAGGAUAAUUCAGGCGAGGUGAUUGGUGCGGGCUCUAGUGACGCAAAUGAUGACGAUGUCCAUCUAGCCUAUAGACACGUGACUGAUAUGAAGAAGGUUCGUGCUGUCUUAGAGCAUGGUAUCGAUGAAUACAACAAAGACUUUCCCAGGAUAAAGAUCACACUUCAUGAUGACGUGAUGGAGACCAUAUGUCGUUUAGUGCGUAUAAUCCAAUGUCCUCAUGAGUGUGGCCACGCCUUGAUCGUAUCCGAGGGUUCCCCGGGUCUAGCAACAAAACUGGCUCAGCUAGCAGCACAUCUCUGUGACUACUCAGUGACUCGUAUCAACCCUUCAUCCAUCUCCAACACUGAUAAAUAUACACUGGACAACUUCAAGACAGAUUUAGUACAGGCUUACACAAGAGCAGGAGUCAAGGGUGAACACCUUCUACUCUUAUUACCCGAGUCUGAUAUCUUCUUGGAGGAUUUCCUGGUUCACGUUAGCGAGUUUCUCGUGUCGUGUUCCAUCUCUCACUUAUUUAGCGAAGAAGAACAGACAUCGGUCAUCAAUGCUGUACGAUCUGAAGUCACACAAGCUGGCUUGACAUACACCAAGGACGUUGCAUGGGACUUCUUCCUCAAAACGGUCCGAGAGAACCUUCGUGUAGUAAUGACUUGCACUUCAUUGGGAGAGAGUUUCCAGAGGCGAUGCCGCGCCCUCCCUGCACUGACUAACUCUGUGUCUAUUAUACUAAUGCCACACUGGUCCAAGCAAGACUUAGUCAAUCACGCAAUCUACCACUUAAAGGAUAUCAAGAUAUUCAGUUCAUUAGAAAAGGAGAAUCUUGCACAUCUAAUGGCUUCCAUGCAUCUGUCGUUACGUCAUCAAGAAUUUCAUGAUGUUGAUGCUGGCAAGUAUGGCCAUCUGACCAACACCACCUUUGAAACAUUUGUAGAAAAAUUCAUUAAUCUAGUCACCAAGAGGCAGCUGUCGCUUCAGAAGGAACACGAACAGGUGGAAGCAGCUUUGAAGACCAUAGAAAAUGGCGUAUUCUUGGCGGAAGAACUCAAGAAGCAACUGGAACACGAGAUAAUGGUGCUGRAACAGAAAAAGAAGGGUAAUGAACAGCUGCUAAUCCAGAUAGGUCAGGACCGAGCGAUUGCAGAAGAACAGGUUCGACUGRUUAAAAGGCAACAAGAACGAAUACAUAAACUCAAGAAGGCCCUACCCGAGUAUCAAAUUGCCCAUGAACGUGCCGUGUUCAAAGCAGCAGCCGUGGUAUCAGAUACCAAACGUGUGCUCAAGACCUUGGAUCAACAAGGACUGACUGAGUUAAGAGCAAUGCAAAAACCAGAUACUGAGAUAGAAGAUCUACUGGCUGCCAUUAUCAUCAUAGUGAAAUCUCCAACAUCAGACCUGACGUGGAACAAGGGAGCCAAACGGCUAAUGGCCAAUCUUGACAGAUUCCGUGAAGAACUGGGCAUGUUUGAUGACAUCGAGUUACCACCAAGUACACUUGAAGUGGUUGAACCUUACCUCAAGAAACCUCAUUUCAGUGGAGAUUACCUAGAACGAAAGACCAAUAACACUGCUGUAGGGUCACUGGUCCAAUGGGUCCGUGGUGUCGUAAGGUAUCAUCGUAUGAUGCAGUCCAAAGUCAAGCCUUUACAUGCUAAAGUAGCAGAGACAUCAUCUGCUGAAGACAUUGCUGUCGAGAAGAUGUCAACAAUGGACGAGAAGCUCAGAGGACUGGAGGAACGACUGAAGACUUUGGCUCUUGYUUAUGAAGAAGCAUCUAUCGACAAGUGUAGACAGCAUGAACUGACACAAAACCUGGAUACAAAAUUGAAACAAGCAGCUUAUUUUGAACAGGUUUUAAGCUCAGGUCGUCAAAAAUGGCUCAGUUUACAAACAGGAAUCAAGGAGCGUAAAGAUGCUAUGGCUGGUGGUGUGGCUAUUGCAGCUGCAUUCGCUACUUACCUUGGACCUUAUGGCUUUAGCUUCCGGCGUGAUAUGAUGACUGUACAUUGGCCUCGUUGUCUAGAGGAACGUGGGGUGCCUUUAGUCCUGGACGCUAGUCCUCCUCAUCCUGAUGCACGGGUCUUCAAGACAGAGGGUCUAAUCAAGACUGAGAGUACCCUGAGUGAAAAAGACAAACAACAGGGCAAUGACGAGGCACUUGUUGGCUCACGUGGAGGAUCACGUGCUGCAUCACGUGGUGGAUCACGUGGUAGYGGUGGAUCACAUAAUGCUGGUGAUAAAGAUAACGAGCCUGGAGGAAGGUUACUAGACACAAAGUCUAUUGCAGGCGAAGAUGAAAAAGACGAGAAUUCAAACUAUCGAGAUCAAAUUCAAGACGACGAUUUUGAAAAACAAGACGUCGAGCAGAGCGAAAAAGAACAGACGCCUAAAGAACUAGAGCGAAAAUUAUCUCACGCUUCACAAGGGAAAGAGAUCAUGAAUAAGACACUGAUAGAAUACGAUGCGUUCUCUCUAGCUGUCGCUAAACUUCUUAUUGGUGAUGGUCCGGUGCGCAAGCUACUCACUAAAGGACUAGGUCUGCGCAAGAUAGAAAACGCUGUACUGGCCAGCUCGUCAUGGCAAAGAGUACCAUUGCUUAUAGAUCCCAAUACCAAAACCUUGGAAAUGAUUCGUAUGUUAGAACAUGGCAAGCAAGUGCUGGAACUCGACCUGGGGGAAAGUGACCAGUCGACUGUACUUCAGAUCGAAAGGGCCAUCACCGGUGGUUCAGUAUUAGUACUCUACAACAUUGAUCAACGUAUAGAUUCUCUCUUCAUGCCUCUGAUUCACCACAUCAAUACAGCGGUGUCUGAGAAACCCUUCAAAGAUCCUCAGGUUGUGAAGUUCGGUAGUCGUCGUGUCACGUGCAACCYCAACUUCCGUCUUUACCUGGUGUCACGUGUCUCGGAACCAGUCUUUYCCACAGAAGUAGCCUCCAUAACGACCCUCAUCAACUUCGAGUUGUGUGACCAGGGACUGGAAGAGGAGUUAGCACUAGAGGCUUUUUCGCGCGUGCGCCCUGAGCUGUAUAUCGAAGGACGUAAGACCCUACUUGCUGUGGUGGAGCUAUUGAAGACAUUAGAAGAUGUGGACGGGAAACUAAUGAAUAGAAUCAUGACUAAAGAAGGCACUAGUAUAUGGGAUGAGACUGAGCUGAUAGCUGAGUUAGUACAAAGUAGAACUGAGGUGACUCGUCGUCUUCUCAAAGCCAUGAAGAAUCUUGAACGUCUGUCGCAUAUUCGCAGCCAGUUCCGUAAUUUGGCAAAACGCGGAGUCGUGCUCUAUAGCCUUUUGAAAGAUCUGUGUAAAGUUCAACAUGAAUACCGCUUCUCUUUAGGGUACUUCAUGGGUCUCUUUAGAAAAGCAGUCGGUAAAGAUUUCAACAUAUCGGAUGGAGAGAGGGUUGAGUACGAAGAUGAACCAGAAGACGGUGAGAACCCGUCGCAUACUUCUGUGAUUAUCAAAAUCAAUGAUGAAGAAGCGGUUGACAAAGGCGUAAGUAAGAGCACAAGUAGUAGCACUACUGUCAGUAAGAAGACUUCAGUCACACUACCAACUGAAGUAGAACUACCAUCACCUAACGUAGAAUACAAGGGUCUGACAGAAAGCGAAACCGAAUCACUACAGGCUGCUUUAACCAAAGAAUUCUACAUUAACGUCAGCAGGAGCAUUUACGAAAAACAUCGCCUUCUUUUCGCCACUCUCGUAUUCUUGAUCCUACGAAUGGAUAAAAAUAACAAAGAUGAGCUCCAGAUACUCUUGACUGGAGGACACGAAUUAUCGCAUGGGCUGAGUUUAGCAGACUUCGACCCAACCCUUCUAAAGCCUGGCUGGAUAUCACCCAAUAGCUGGGAGACUGUUUUAGCCUUGUCUACCAUGAAAGGACCGCUGGACAGUCUGUGUGCGGACGUUGCGUCUAACCCUAUUGAAUGGAAGCAGUGGUAUGAUAGCGAGACACCAGAGGCACUGCAAACACCUCGGGCUCUGUCGGUCUUCCACAAACUAUUGGUGCUAUCUGCUCUUAGACCGGACAGGUUCAAGCAAGCAAUACGUGUAGCUGUUACUCAGUCAUUGUCUCAGCUGAUAGAGACCACAGCACCAUCGUUCAAGGACAUCUUGUUUGGAAUCCCUCAUUCUGUUCCUAUCUUCAUUCUCAUGCCCGCGCAGAACUCUCUUAGUCUUCCAUUUACAAUCACGCCAGUCAGUGUACUCAAGAAACUUGCAGGGUCCCAGAAUAUCACGUGUAAUUACGUAUCAGUAGGCCAAGUACAAGAGGAUUUGAUUGACGUUGCCUUAGCAACUGCAGUAAGGACUGAUAGCUGGUUGUUGAUCGACAAUCUACAGCUUGCCUCACGUGAUUGGCUGGAUCAGCUGUACAACAGACUGCUAAGACUUCACCUACAAGCUUCCCCACGAACACCAUCCCAGUGGAGAGUGUUCCUGAUAUCAGAGAGUAGUCCUCAACUCCCAGAGGUGUUGUUGCUGUUUGCGCAUCAGUUGGCGUGGGACGUAGUUGACCAACAAGAUCAGUAUCAGUAUCUGUCGGCUGGUGACCUCGAUCUCAGGAGUACAAUUAUCCAAAACCUUCAGUGCGUCCCUACAGGAUACUGGGACAGAGUGCGUGAACAAAACCUCAGUGUUCGCACAGCCGUGUUUGGGCUUUGUGUGGUACACAGCAUACUACUACUGCGACAGAAGUUUGGUACCCGUGCUCUUAACGGGUAUUACCCGUUCACCUCCAGUGAUCUAUUGACUGGCAUUGAGCUCAUUAUUGGUUCAGGAUUCAGUAAGAAACAACAGUCAGGAAAUAUGACCUGGGACGCUGAUAACAUCGCCCAGGUGGUGUAUGCAGGAAAGGUUGUCAACGAAUGGGAUCAGCGAUACAUAGCGACAUUAACAAACAUGAUACUUCACACCAAAGGUUCUAGUAUCGAGAUGGGACAAGCUAAACUCCCUUUGCCUCCUGUCAACGUUGAGCCUGAAGAUUACAUCACUUGGUUCACUGAAAAAAUCAGCUCUGAUUCCUCAUUUAACACUGUUGCAGCCUUGUCCCUGCAUUCCAGCGUGCAGAGAGAACUCAGACAAUCAAGCGUGGAAAAGUUUUUCGAUCAGCUUCGUACACUACUUCUUCCAUCAAUCAUGCCAAAACCACAGGGAUUCCACAAAGGUCCAAUAAUCGGCCGAGCCCUUAAACUGUCAUCAUUACGUAACGCGAUGGAUAUGUGUCUAGACAAACUACCAAACCUGUUGAAGAUCGAGACUGAUGAUGCUAUUCCUAUCCACAAACUAAUGCCACGUGUCUUGUCUCAGUUGCGAGCUUUAUCACAGUAUUCCGAGACCAGCAGUGUGGGGACCUCUGAAAGUGAUCGGCUGUCAGAGAGUAUGGGUUACGUUCUACAGAAGGAAUGUGAAUGGUUUAACUGUCAAUUAUGUUAUGUUCGUMAUAUCCUUCAAACCCUCGAGCAAAGUGUACUGGCAGGAUCUGCAGCCAUACCCUCGUACCUCACCAAUGUUGUAAAUAGCCUCCAGAAAGAGCAAGUACCGUUGUCAUGGUUACAUCCUAACAGUCAACCCUCGCCUCAUUCCCUCUCGUCGUGGUUAGACGAUUUUCAGUUGCGGCACAAGCAGUUUACAUGCUGGAUCCAGGAGGGAAUGAUACCCAAGAAUGGUUCAGAACCAGUUCUGUGUCGUGGAAGACUCAAGUCUGUUUGGCUUGGUGGUUUGGCUUAUCCUGGUGCUGUUGUAGCUUCUUUAAAACACGAGAAAGCAGCGAUGACCGGCUGUAAUGUCAGUGAGGUUACUCUACAUUGCCGCAUUUUCGAGAAGAACACAGCAAAGCACUCCAAGGCAGAUGACGAUGAUGGGAUAGUAUUAACGGGUAUAUACAUGGAGGGAGCCGAGUAUGAUGAGUGUAUCAAACAAUCCUCGAGUUCUUUCAUGGCUGUCCCUGAUCUUAUGGUUCGACCAGUUUUAUAUUCUGACUUAAAGCAGUUAGAAACAUCGGAUGACAUCGAGCGAGCUUCAGAAAGUUCCUCUGUGCCUUUGUACAACUGUCCAGUCUAUAUGACACGUUCUCGACAAAUGUGUGCAUUCACAAUUUCACUGAAGACGUCUGUUGAACCAGAAGACUUAACCCUGAGUGGGGUAGCUAUGGUGCUGAAUGCGGGAGAUCUAUUCGGAGAGCCUGGGAACUAAUUCCCGGUAUUCGUAAUGUGUGACGAUUUUUAAAGAAAAAUGUCCAUUUUUGAAUUUAUAAUAUUGUUGUGAAUACGUUUUCAUUUUGUAUCGUAAUUUGCCAAACACUUUGUAUUUAUGGGUAGUACUGAGAAGUAUAGUGCGAAUAGCAUGAGACAAAGGAAGCCCAGUUGUCCAGCCCAUAUGUCUUUAUUGGUACCCUUGUACAGCUGCGUGAGAUUUCUUCACAAGCUCUUUAUCUAGAGUGAAAAUAAACUUAUUUUUAUAUAAAA